AGCUACCAGCCUCCGGCGAGCAGCUACCAGCCGCCAGCAGCCGGCUCAGGUGCACGAUCAGGAACAGGAAAUAAAAAUGCCCUCUACCCGAGCAUCUCCAUCUAUAAAUCGAACACCUCAGGUGGCGCACCACCUGCGGGGGCAACCAGUGGACAGCUGGUUGUCACGGCGACCCACCCUUACGCGGGGCAGCAGCAGGGCGACCUGAGCUUCGUCCCCGGCGACCGAAUCACCGUCAUCACCAAGACAGAGUCCCAGUACGACUGGUGGGAGGGGCAGCUGGACGAUGGGCGGGUCGGGAUCUUCCCCGCCAACUUUGUCACGUUCUGAUACUCACCUGGUGGUGUGUGGAGGUACUGCAGCUAAUUCACCACGGGAAAAGGAGGUCAAGGGACAGGUUUGGGGUUUUGCUUUAUUUUAGAGUUUAGAGAUUAUAAAGAUUAUAAAGAUUAAAAAGAUUAUAAAGAUUAUAAAGAUUAUAAAGAUUAUAAAGAUUAUGCACAUUUUGUGUAAACAGAAUCUUUUGGGGUUUUUCACACAAACACGUUUUUGUUUGAGUCUCGAUGAAUUCAAAUGAAUUGAUAAUGAAAAUAAUCACGUGUAGCUGCAGCACUUUAGUUUACAGGUUUGUAAUUUACGAAGAUUUUUAAAGAAAUGAAAAAUGUUGUAAACGUCAGUGUGACAUCUAUUCCUCCAUAUUUUAAUGAGCAGACACAUGAUUCCACGUCUCUGCUGGUUCCUCUUCCACUAACGUUCCUCAAUGUUCUACCUGCUUUUAAUUAACACUUUCAAAUUUCAAUUUUCUUUAAGUGUGAGUAUUGAAAUAAUAAGAAACUAAUGACAUCACAUUUUCCUUUUCAUGAGAUUUUGAAAAUUAACAGAACAAGGAAACUUCGGUGUGAACAGUGUUUUCCUUUAUUUGAUCUUCUUCUUGCAUUUUGAAUCAACUGAUCUGUGAAUUCAGCAGCAGAAGAGUUGAAUGAUCAACAAUUUAAAGCAAAAACAAAGAAACGGGUCACUGCUGCUGGUUUUUGGUCUUUGUCAUCGUUAGUAACUUAUCUAACAAACUUUCCCUUCAAAAUAAAAACAUGAAUACAACCAAAAUAAAAGCACUUUUCAGACGAGAUGAAGGAGAAUUUUAUUUGAGUAUUUAAAUCUUCUGUGGUCUGUUACUGUCUCCACCUUUAAAAUCUCUUCACAGCUCUAAAGGGGACGUGGGUGGUGCUAAUGUUCUUUAUCCUGUGUUCAAGGUCAAUAUAUAAUGGUUUUCACUUUAUCUUGAUUAAAAUAAUAAUAAUGAUGUUUGUGUUCAGGCUGUUUGAAGAUUAGAAAUAAAUCUGUCAUUUGCAUCAA
Messenger RNA from Paralichthys olivaceus (Japanese flounder), 1353 nucleotides. NCBI's taxonomy places the organism in Eukaryota, Metazoa, Chordata, Actinopteri, Pleuronectiformes, Paralichthyidae. The record is from RefSeq and is a predicted model, not a curated record.